Molecule: messenger RNA, 1890 nt
Organism: Cryptomeria japonica (Japanese cedar)
Lineage: Eukaryota; Viridiplantae; Streptophyta; Pinopsida; Cupressales; Cupressaceae
Product: probable aminotransferase TAT2
Exons: 8
Coding region: 365-1633 (422 amino acids)
Biological process (GO): amino acid metabolic process; biosynthetic process
Molecular function (GO): transaminase activity; pyridoxal phosphate binding
Source: RefSeq, a predicted model, not a curated record
AACGAACAUUACUAGUUAUCUCCGUUAUUUGCAAGUGGCCUGGAUGGUCAUGGAAUCGCUUCAAUUUACCUUGGAGAUUCGGAUUGUUAAAGCAGCUUACGUGCGACAUUGCGCCGCUAAGGAAAUCAGAUAACCCUUAGGUGACAAACAAAUCUAUUCGGGUGCCGUAUAUUUAGCAAAUUGCAAAUCGACAAAAUGCUUGAUAUGUCUUUGUGGAGGAUAGGAAUUCCUCCGCCGUGGCAGUUGCGUCUCUAUUUAAAUUUUGAAUGUGGAAUGCUAUUUAUACCCAUCACCUAUGUGCACUCUAAUUCAACCCAAGAGUGCAAAGGAUCCAGAUUCCUCGGAGUUUAAUUGCGGGUGAGCCAUGACAAACAAGCUGGCGCAGGAGGAGGAGCAGAAUGAGGGGAAGUGCCAAACGAGAUGCAAUCCUGUGCUCCUGGAGUACAGCAGCAGUAUAAGAGGGGUGUUGGCAAUGUUGUUGAGUAGAUUGUCCCCUGACAAGAGUGUGAUACCGCUGGGGCAUGGGGACGCCUCUUCGUUCAAAUGCUUCAGGGCACCUCUCAAUGUAGAGGACGCUCUCAUACAAUCCACACGCAGCUCCAACUUUAAUGGUUACGCUCCUUCCUAUGGCAUCCUUGACACUCGCAGAGCUGUUGCUGAAUAUGUCUCCUCUGGCUUGCCAUAUAAGCUUACAUAUAAUGAUGUGUACCUUACUGUUGGUUGUUCGCAAGCUAUACAAGUGUGUCUGACAGUAUUGGCUACUAAAGGCUCAAAUAUACUUCUACCACGGCCAGGGUUUCCAGUUUAUGAAACAGUAUGCGGAUACAAUGGCAUUGAAAUCAGAUUCUAUGACUUGGUUCCAGAGAAAAAUUGGGAAGUUGACUUGGAUCAGAUAGAGGCAUUGGCUGAUGACAAAACCAUUGCAAUGGUUAUUAUUAAUCCAAGCAAUCCUUGUGGAGCUGUCUUUGACUAUGAACAUUUAUUAAAGAUUGCAAAAACUGCUGAACGCUUAGACUUUCCAAUUGUUUCAGAUGAAGUAUAUGCACACAUGGUGUUUGGUGAGAGCAAAUUUGUGCCUAUGGGAACGUUUGCUUCCAUCACACCUGUAAUAACACUUGGAGGCAUUUCAAAGCGAUGGCUAAUUCCUGGUUGGCGUUUUGGAUGGCUUGUUGCUUGUGAUCCCCAUGGCAUUCUCAAAAAGGGAAAAGUUCAAGAAGGAGUCGAGAUGCUUAUGAAUAUAACCCCUGGCCCUUCGACUGUUGUGCAGGGUGCUGUUCCAAGCAUUUUAAAAGACACUAGCAAAGAGUUCCACGAGAACAUAUUGCACUUAUUGGAUAUGGCAGCUGACAUUUGCUACAAGCGAAUCCAGAAAAUUAAGUCCCUAUGUUGUUAUUCGAGGCCUCAAGGAUCUAUGUUUAUCAUGGUGAAAAUAAAUUUGUCAACCUUUAAAGGUAUCAAAGAUGAUAUGGAAUUUGCUUUCAGGCUUGUUGAGGAAGAGUCGGUGGUGGUGCUACCAGGUUCAACCCUUGGAAUGAAAAAUUGGAUAAGGAUCUCAUUUGCAGCUCCCAUUGCUUUAUUGGAAGAGGGAUGGGACAGAAUUGAGUCAUUUUGCCAGAGGCAUUCCAAUGUUUAAACAUUUUAACUGAUUGUUUCGGAAUUUAAUAUGGUCUUAGGAUUCAUAUUCUAAAUUGAAAUUUAAGGACAGAAGGUUCACUAAGUGCUUUCCAACAUGAUUAUUAUACCACUUUCUAUUUUCAAGGGUUUAAAUGAAAUUCGACAUGAAUAUGAAGCUCAGAUAGAGAAGGAGUAUGUAACCCAAACUGGAAUAAAAACUAUAUUAUUUAUUCUUUACCAAAAACAUCCAAUUAAGUGGUUUUACUUCUCUAUUCA